CUGACAUUAUUAACCGUACAACAACAUGAAGUUGGCAGCACACACAAACACAUUGGGAAAAUCGCAUCGCAUUGCUUUAGCUCCGAUUUUCUAUGCCAGUGUUUUUGUUUACUUCAAAGUUAAAAAUUAUUUAUAAAAACAUAUAAAUAAUUUUAAAACCAAGCCAAAACCAUUUGCAAAACUUCGACGAUAAUUCCAUGUAAUCGCGUGAAUAGACUUUUGCAUAAAACGAGCCAGCAAUUUCGAUCGCAUAUAUUUCUAAGUAAAUGCAAAUGGGAAGUGUGGUGUUGUGUAUGUGUGCUUUGGAAGUUUGACCAUCGAAAAAAUAAAACGAGAGAAGAAAAAAAGAAAUACAUACAUCUAUACACAUAAUAAAAACGUAACUCGCAUUGAAAAAACGAGUAAAGCAAUCGUGCAAAAAGAGAAAACAUUAUAUAUAUACCCAAAAAAUAAACGGAAACAACCAAAAAAAAAAUAAUUGUCUGACAUCAAAAGAUCGCAGCGACCAAAUAAGCAAAACGAAAAAAGAGGAACGCAAACAUCUGAGUCCCCACAACCUCCAACACACAACGGGCGAAAGAGAAAAAUAAUCUCGGCUGAAGAUUAUUUUCCUGUUCGAACACCUUUUUUAUUUUUUGUUGUUGUUGUUAAUUGUAAAUGGCUAGUGGUAGUAGCAGCAGCGGUGAUAAUAGCAAAGAUUCAAGAUGGUAUUUCACAGUAGAACAAUUACAAAAUUCGCCAAGCAGAAGCCAAGGCAUCGACGCCGAAAAGGAAAUAGAUCUCAGACAACAAGCCGCUUACUUGAUUCAAGAAAUGGGACAACGGCUUCGAGUCAAUCAAUUAUGUAUAAAUACGGCUAUAGUUUAUAUGCAUAGGUUCUAUGCAUUUCAUUCGUUUACACAAUUUCAUCAAAAUGGAAUUGCGAUGGCUAGUUUGUUUCUAGCUGCAAAGGUGGAAGAGCAACCACGAAAGCUGGAGUCUGUAAUACAUGUCUCACAGGCAUGCAUACCAGGAGCAGCUGAAAACCAAACAAAGGAAUCCUAUGCUGAGCAAGCACAAGACUUAGUUUGCAAUGAAAAUAUACUGUUGCAAACAUUGGGUUUCGAUGUAGCCGUUGAUCAUCCUCACACGCAUGUUGUCAAAACAUGCCACCUAGUUAAAGCGUGUAAGGAUUUAGCCCAAACCUCAUAUUUUCUAGCAUCGAACAGCUUGCAUUUGACGACGAUGUGUCUGCAGUACAGGCCAACUGUAGUUGCGUGCUUCUGUAUAUAUCUCGCCUGCAAAUGGUCUCGAUGGGAGAUUCCACAGUCAACGGAAGGGAAGGAUUGGUUUUAUUAUGUCGAUAAGAAUGUCUCGAUGGAACUGCUAGAACAAUUAACGGAUGAAUUUAUAGCCAUUUAUGAACGAAGCCCGGCAAGACUAAAGAACAAAUUGAGUUCAACGAUAAAAGAUUUAACGACGAGUGCAAGAUCUAUAAUCAAUGCGCAAAGUGAAACACAUAGUUCAGGAUCACAGCAUCGAUCAUCUAGUCAUCAUAGAUCUUCGAGCCAUCACCAGGUCAAACCACAAUCUUCAAUGCAUUCAUCAGGUGAUCACAAAUCCUCCUCAUCGCACCAAAAAAUGCUUCAGCACUCGUCUUCAGCAUCGUCGUCGUCGAUGGGCACAGCGUCUGGAUCCAGUUCGAAUCGGCCGCACAAGAACGACCGUAACGAUCGAAAUGUGCCACCCGAUCGAGGCGAACGGCCAUUCUCGACUGGUGCACCGCAACGAUCCUCAAGUAGUAAUUCGAAUGGUCCGAUACCAGGUCGGAGUAGCAGUAGUAGUUCUAGUAGUGGUAUGCCAAAUAUACCAUCAAUGCGACAACAAUCAUCGCAACAGCAGCAACACGCACAGCAACAGUCGCGUCACAGCUCUAGCAGUUCAUCAAUGUCGUCGAUGCCGAACAAAUCUGACCAAAGGCACAUGUCCAAGGAACAUAAGUCACAUGCAGACAAACAUCUAGCUAUGAAACAUCCGCCAUCGAAAUCGAAUGUGACACAGCAGCACUUCAGUGGCUCUAGCAACAACAAUAACAAUAACAACAACAACGGCAGUCACAGCAGUAACAGUACAAUAACUCAACAAGAGCAACCAAGGUUAUCCGUCCAAAAUUCACAACUAAAACCACAACCGACUCUAAUGGAUAUAUCUUCCUAUGGGCUGAAUGAUGAUAUUAACACAAUGGAUUUGCUGAGCACAUCGCCGCCAAAAUCGAUGACAACGGGCAAGGCUCAUUCAAUAUUCAGUCCCGAAUGGAAUGAAAAGUCGAGUUCGAUGCCAAGCAAUAACGGUAGCAGUAUGCUAUCGGGCAUGGAUCAUGGUGCCAACGGUGGUUCGGAGAGUAUGAGUGCGAUGCCCAGUCUGAUUAGCCCGAAGAGAGAGUACGACAAGCGUGCAAUGUCAUCGAGCGAUAUGAUUAAGAAGGAGAAAAAAAUGGAACACAAUAAUUUAAUGGAACAACAACCGCCGCCGCCGCCGCCAUUGUCGUCGUCAUCCCAUAAAACGGAUAAAUCGAUGAAUAUAAAACGCGAACCAAUGUCAUUAUCAUCGGGAAUGCAGUACGAUGCCAAUUUACCUCAGAAUCUUCUAGAUAGUAAAGCCGUUAAACGCUCGUAUAAUGCAGAUCUCGGCCAAUUAGAUAGCAUUGAUUACCAGCAACGUGAAAUAAAAAUCCGAAAAACGGAACAAUUAUCACCCAUUCAAAAUGUUCCUGACCUGGCCAAAUCGAAAUCAUUCGCUUCACUGAACGGAAUUGAAUCGAAGCCAUUGGCAUCACCAAACUCCGACAAGUAUGGUAAAUUCGGUGAAAUGUCGGCUGACGAAGUGAGUACUUUGAUCAAGCAGGGUCUGCCCGCUCUGGAUAAAAAACCUAUAAAAACCGAACACAAUCUUAUGCAACCUGCUUACAAUAUGCCACCAAUGAUGGACGCGAGGGAUUCAAGCCAGCAACAUUCAAUAAAAACUGAAGACUUCGAUCGGUCACAAGUGGCAAAUCCGUUUCCAAACCAACAUUUACAAUAUCGAAUGGAUCCAAAUCGUAUGCAAAUACCACCGGUGAAUACAGUAAUGUCGCGUCAAUUGCAAACUCAACAGCAGCAACAGCAAUUCCUACAGAAAUCGCAACAGCAACCACAGCAGCCACCACCACCGCCACCAAUGCCAUCGACCAAAGGCAUUGCAGAGCAAUUCAAUGAACAACAACAACAAAAAAUGUCUCAACUGCAUCAAGAACAAAGCAAUCAGAAUGUUUAUGGUGCGCCCACAUUGCCGCCUCAGCUGCAAAUAAAAACUGAAGCCGAUCAACGAAUCAAGUCGGAGAAGAAGAAAAAGAAGGAGAAACAUAAAAACAAGGACAAGGAAAAGUCGAAGAAUCGAGAGGAGCGUAAAAAGCACAAGAAAGACAAGGAUCGACACAAGGAGAAGCGAGACAAAUCACAGCCAGACAGUCAUGAAUCAAGUCUUCAUGAUGCACCCAAAAUGCCCAUUCGCUUGAAAUUGAAUUUAUCGCAAACCGAUCAUCAAAGCAUUCACAACGACGGACCGGCAAGUGCAUUACAUCCGACGCAAGGCGAACAACUCAAAUUAAAAAUCGCUCGGGAUCGAAUAAAACCCGAACUCGAUAGCGGCGGCAAUGAAUCGAAAAAUCAAACCGUUUCAAUGGCGCCGACAUCAACACCUACCUCACUCAAAAUGAAAAUACCAAAGCAUGUUGUUGAAAAUAUCAAUAGCGGAGGUGCAAACAUCUACAAUAGCCAACAAAUGCAUUUGAACGAAAUGGGCCACACACAGAAUCCGAGUGGCAGUAGCGGUAGCAGUGGCAAGAAGAAAGAUCGAAAUCGUGAACGAGACAAAUCCAUGCGCAAUUCCAGCGGUAAUCUAUCCAAUCAGACAAAGAUUUAUUCACAAUACAAUGAACAAAUAACACCGCAACAAUCACAAAUGCAUAUACAGCAGCAACAGCAGCAACAGCAACAACAACAACAACAACAACAACAACAACAACAACAACAACAACAACAUAUGCAGCAGCAGCAGCAGCAGCAUAUUCAACAAAAGCAACAGCAACAAUACCACUCGCAGUCACAGUCCCAGGUACCGAUGCAAGCUCAGCAACUCCAACAGCCACAGUCGCAUUCGCAACCGCUAUUUAACCAAUCGGCAAUGUAUGAUAAUGCUCAAAUGUAUCAGGCUCAGAUGGCUCAGAAACAGCCAACGUCCUACGGUAGUCAGUUCGAUAAUUUUCUAGUUAAUCAAGGCUAUGCGCAAAACGCAUUACCACAAUAUCAGCAGCAAGCAAAUCAUGCGCAGAUGUUCGGAAAUCAUCAACACUACUCCUAUAAUAAGCAAAAUGCAAAUCAGCAAAAUAUUCGAAAUCAACCGAUCAAGUAUCGUGACAAAUAGGACACGAGAGUGGGAAAAUCCAAAAAGAAGCGAAGCUGAAAUUGAAUGCCGGCAUUAAAACACUACACAUACACACAAAUAAAUACCAUGGGGUCAAUACUUCAGAUCAUUUCAUUGUUUCCGCCAUUCGCACCCAUAUCACACAUUUAAUUGCAAUACUUCUAAAACAUGAUUAGUUGAAUCAAUUCCAUUUACAUACACACUGCAAAUUGUUUAAAUUGUAUUUUCCAUUGGCAAUUUAUGGUAUGGUUUAAUUCACAAAUUCUGUAUAUGCUACGUGAGACGAUCUGUUUUGCUUUUUUCUUCUUUUUUUUCGUACAAACAUUGCCUUUAAACCACCAAACCUGCUCCGAAAACCGUACACACACAUACAUACACGCCAAUCUGUUCUCAUUUGUUGAACAAUAUAAUGACGGAAACAAAAGAAUUAAAAUAAAAAGAAGCAAUAAACAUGUA
Molecule: messenger RNA, 4896 nt
Organism: Sitodiplosis mosellana (orange wheat blossom midge)
Lineage: Eukaryota; Metazoa; Arthropoda; Insecta; Diptera; Cecidomyiidae
Product: cyclin-T-like
Exons: 10
Coding region: 658-4440 (1260 amino acids)
Biological process (GO): positive regulation of DNA-templated transcription, elongation; regulation of transcription by RNA polymerase II
Cellular component (GO): cyclin/CDK positive transcription elongation factor complex; nucleus
Molecular function (GO): cyclin-dependent protein serine/threonine kinase activator activity
Source: RefSeq, a predicted model, not a curated record